Diaporthe batatas is the source of this 225-nucleotide messenger RNA. RefSeq lists its product as uncharacterized. Lineage: Eukaryota; Fungi; Ascomycota; Sordariomycetes; Diaporthales; Diaporthaceae. The transcript has a single exon. The record is from RefSeq and is a predicted model, not a curated record. Bases 1 to 225 code for a protein of 74 amino acids.
AUGUACUUCACUCGAUUCCUCGUCGCUGCCGGCCUCCUGGCCACCUCAUCUCUCGCCUGCAACCCUGGCCAGUGGGGCUGCGGCAACCAGAACGGUGUCCCGGGCCCUGACGGUGCCGUCUACGUCUGCAACUCUUCUGGCAGCUGGGUCUUCUCCGCCCAAUGCAACGGUGCGAGCUGCUGCACCGUCAGCGCUGACCAGAGCAACGCCGGUUGCAGGUGCUAA